CAUGGCGUCCUGACCGAUUGUGUGGUGGAGUUGCCCAAUCUUAUUUGUUUCACGAUAAUCAAGGCCUUUCUCUCUUCCGUAACUUCACUUAUUCGUUAUCACCUUAAUUCUGUUUAAUGAGCGAUGGCGACAAUGGAUGGGUAUAAAAGCCGACAGUUUUUUACUCUUUUAUUGAACUGGCUGAGUUACGCGUCAACCUACUUGCUUCGCAAACCAUUAGGAGUGGUCAAAGCAGAUAUGGCUAAAGUAUACAAUUUAUCAAGAACACAGCUUGGUUUUUUGGACACAGCUUUCUUAUUGCCAUAUGCUGUUAUGCAGAUGACAUUAUCAUCAUUUGGUGACAAAUAUGGGCCUCGGAGAGCAUUGGCUGUUUGUUUGAUAUGUUCUUCACUAUCAAUGAUUUCCUUUGGUUACUGGAACAGCGUAUUCAUGUUUUCAGUUCUCCUUUUCUUGAAUGGAACAGCUCAGUCCACAGCCUGGCCAAACGCCGUUAAAUCACUGACUGGAUGGUUUAGCAACAAGCAAAGGAUGACCAUCUUUGGUUUGUUUGGAACCAGUAGUUUUGCAGGAGGAAUUCUGGGAACAGCAAUGGCGGUUCAACUACUGUCUAUGUUCGCUCCAGAUAUGAAGAUGAUCUUUUUCAUACCAUCUAUUAUUGUGGGUAUCAUUGGUAUUUUGGAUUACUUGUUCCUCAAUUCUCCUUCAGAACUUGGGAUUCCUGAUGCUAAUGCAGAAUCAGGCGAGACCCCUUCAAAUACUCCAGAAACUGGUAACCCACCAGCUCAAUUGAGUUAUAGUCAACUGUGGAGUUUAAGGAUGAUCCCAGAACUCAGCUGGGCUACUUGUUGUGUAAAGUUGGUCAGAUAUUGUAUGUACAUGUGGCUGCCGAUGUAUCUUUACCAAGCGCUCAACUACACCAAAAUCCAGGCGGGCUACUUGUCCACAGUGUUUGAAAUAGGAGGAGUCGUGGGUACUACCGCGUUGGGCUUUGUCGUAACCAGGUUACUUCAGGGUAGAGCUGUAUAUGGUGUGACUCUGGCUCUGUUGGGAAGCACAGUUUUCAUGGCUCUUUUCCAAUACACGGGAGACUGGGGCCUCAUGGUGAACGCGUUAUUCAUGUUCCUGGCCGGAGCCUGCAAUUGUGGCGUUGAUCCGUAUUUGAGUGGUUCAAUUCCUGCAGAGAUUGGUGAGCGUGAUAAUGCACAAGCAGCUGCAACUGGCCUUGUCAAUGGGUUUGGUGGUGUUGGCCCUAUAAUUGAAGGGCCCGUUGUGGGUUGGAUCGCUGACAGGUACGGCUGGACAGGACCCUUUUACUUGAUGGUGGCCACGUCCCUUCUUAGCUUUCUUAUAAUGGUGAAGGCCCACAGGAUGGAACAGUCGAUGAAACGGGCGCAAUUUAUGGGAACUAUAACUGCAGAAACAGCCUGAAGGACCCUGUGUAUAGCAAAGUAGACGUGCGGAACAGUCACGGAGAGAGUGCGGCAAUUAGUGAAAACACUAGUUUCGUUCCCAGAUCGUUGUUUUUUGAUCGUAUUUCAAUCUCGAGCCCAAGGUUAUUUUGGCUCCUUGUCAGUUUGUAUGGUCGCCAAACACCGCAGGCGAGGAGUCAAAAUUACCCUGGGCUCGAGAUUGAUCGUAUUUGUGAACAUCUGUGAGCCGUGAGAGGCCUGAAACGAAGAUUACGGGAACUUUUAGAAAAUAUAUAAGAAAUGUUUAUAAGAAAUUUUUUGUUUACCGCACAAAAUUUUACAUGCAAGAUUAAGCGUUUGGUUACACUAACGCAUCCCCUAAUGACUCAAAUACCCGCCGCGUCGUUGCGGCUACUUUGCAUUCUUUUUACAAUCUGUUACAACAUUCUUAUUUUCUUUGUGGGGGAAAUAUUGAUCGUUAGUUUAAGCAAGUAGAACAUGUGUUGGGGGUGAAUAAAAAUAUUAAUAUCGUCACUGGAUGUAAUGCCA
Pocillopora verrucosa is the source of this 1958-nucleotide messenger RNA. RefSeq names its product glucose-6-phosphate exchanger SLC37A2-like. Gene Ontology annotation, molecular function: transmembrane transporter activity. Lineage: Eukaryota; Metazoa; Cnidaria; Anthozoa; Scleractinia; Pocilloporidae. Gene Ontology annotation, biological process: transmembrane transport. The record is from RefSeq and is a predicted model, not a curated record. Gene Ontology annotation, cellular component: membrane.